This is a messenger RNA of Gracilinanus agilis (Agile Gracile Mouse Opossum), 258 nucleotides long. It is a transcript of the gene SPINK4, whose product is annotated as serine peptidase inhibitor Kazal type 4. The transcript is spliced from 4 exons. Gene Ontology annotation, molecular function: protein binding; serine-type endopeptidase inhibitor activity. The record is from RefSeq and is a predicted model, not a curated record. NCBI's taxonomy places the organism in Eukaryota, Metazoa, Chordata, Mammalia, Didelphimorphia, Didelphidae. Bases 1 to 258 code for a protein of 85 amino acids.
AUGAAGGUCAAAAUGUGUAUGGUCAUCUUGGCUCUGGCUGCUAUCACUAGUGCCUGGGGAGAGCCAGGGAAGUCAACAGAAGUGGUUUUUCAGAGAAUGCCAAUCUGUGAACACAUGGGUGAAAUCCCAAUUUGCCCCAAAAUUCACCAACCUGUCUGUGGAACCAAUGGGAAUACCUAUGGCAAUGAGUGUCAACUGUGCAUUGCAAGAAUAAAAACUAAACAGGAUAUCCAAAUUACAAAGGAUGGACAGUGCUAA